CCCAGCUUGCAGUCACACAGCCGCGUCGUGGCGGGCGCCCACGUGGCGGCCGCACCAACCCUCAGGGAGGGGGUGGAGGUGGCGAUUGUGGGGGCAGCGGAGCCGGCGGCGGUGGUGGCGGGGUCGAGGGUGGCAGCAGUGGUGGUGGUGGAGGCAGUAGUGGCUCAUCUGGUAGCCGUGGUGGCCGCCCUGGCACUCUCCCCCCAUGGCACCGGUGACAUUUACGACCCAGCUGUCCCUGACUCCCCUGCUCACUCUGCCUCAUCGCACCAGCACCAGCAGCAGCAGAAGGAGCAGCAGCAGCAGCAGCAGCAACAGCAGCAGCAGCAGGUGCAGCAGCAGCAGCGGAUGGAGCAGCAGCAGCAGCAGCAGCAGCAGCAGCAGCAGCAGCAGCAGCAGCAGCAGCAGGAGGUGCAGCAGCGGAUGGAGCAGCAGCAGCAGCAGCAACCGCAGGCAGUGCAGCAACAGCAGCCGCAGCAGCAGCAGCAGCAGCCACUGCAGCAACCUCAUCAGCAUCGCCGCACCACCUCUCCCAAGUGAAGGACGCCCUGCAUGCGCGCCUCA
Molecule: messenger RNA, 564 nt
Organism: Closterium sp. NIES-67
Lineage: Eukaryota; Viridiplantae; Streptophyta; Zygnematophyceae; Desmidiales; Closteriaceae
Source: the annotation of a GenBank genome assembly